AUGUCGGCCUCGCGAGACUUUCAGGAGAUCGUCUUCAAGCUCGAGUCGGACAAGAUCAAGGAGCGAGCCGAGGGCGUCUCCCGCCUGCGCGAGUUCCUCGCCUCGAAGCGUAACUUCAACGCGAUCAACCGCGACCCUUCGCACUCGUGGAACCAGACGCUGCAGACCCUCUUCGGCGUUGUCAUCAAGGAGCGCAAUGCGGCUGUCAGCAAGAAGUCGGCUGCUACCGACAAACGCCUUGACGACGCAACUCAGGCGGUUCGAUGGCUCGUCGAGAAGAUCCACCAGUCCGCCACCCGCAAGGUCGCCAAGGCCAUCAUCGCACACCUCACGCAGAUGACGGCAGUCGCCGGCAAGCUUCAGCCCUACGCCCUGACCUACAUGAAGGCGCUCCGAACGAUCCUCAGCUACCCGCCGCACCUCGAGCAUCUCGACGAGCGACAAUGGACCGACAUCGUUAUGCUCGGCUUCUCGGGCGUACUUGGCGACAAGAUCAAGAUUGGACAAGAGUUCGUCGACGAUGCCGUGAUGGACAUCGACGAGGACGAGCGCAUGGGCGGCGCGCUACGAGCCUCUCCCGAGGAAGAGCUUUUCCUUCCGACGCCCGCCGCCGGCAAAGCUCGGCGUACCGCGAACCCAGUCGAGAUCGAGCUCCUCGCCGUCGUCGAGGUCGCCUUCCGCUCCCGCUCCUCCCCCUUCCUCCUCUACGCCCAGGCCAUCUUCCGAAAGUUCCUCCGCUUCUUCGACGCUUUCCCUUCCGAAACCACGGCCCAUGUCUCGGCUCUGACAGCACUCAAUCGCGCAUUCGCCGAAGUCGACCUCAACGACCAGCGCUCGAUGAGGCGGAUCGGCCCUCGCUUGUGGAAGCACAUCCUCGGCUUGUGGGCGACCAAGAGUACUACGUUGAAGGAGCAGGUUGUCAUGGCUCUCCGCUAUCUCUUUCCCUUCGUCAUCCCUGCGACCUCGACAGGCGGAGACGAGGUCUCCAUCGCCCGAGCCAAGGCGCUCUACCACGCCGUCCUCACGGAGCCGACAAUCCGCUGGCGCGAGCCCUACGACAUCGACAUCGACCAUCUUCGCCUCGGCCUCGUCCUGCCGACGCCUGCGAAACCGCAGCCCGACGAGCCGCGGUCCAAAGCGUACCAUGCGCAGACCUUCAGGAUUGGGACGGGAUUCGACGAGAAGCAUGCGGUGGCCUGGGGAGUCGUCGAGUUGGGGGCAGAUGCGCUGGCAAGGAUCUACGAGGUCGAGGAUGCGCAGAGGGAGAAUCGCGCGGUUGAAGCGAUGCUCAGCCCAACACAGCGGGGCAAGCGGCGCAAGAUCGAGGAUCCCCUCUCCGUCCUCCUCGACUCGCUCAGCGAAGCUAGCCUGUCGAAUGCCGCCGUCGCAUUCCGCCUGCAGCUCCUCCUCUUCCUCGUCGAUCGCCACUGGUCCUCGCUCGAUUCCGAAGCGUGCCGUCGCAUUCUCGACGCGCUCAUUCCGGUCCUCUCGCACCUCGGCACGGACGUUGCGCGAUGGGCCUUUCUCGCGGUCGCCGCCAUCGCCCACGCAGGUCUGCCGGUCGAGCAUACGGACGAGCUCUUUUCGCCGAUCAGCGCCGGCCGCAGGAAAAGGCAGCAGUCUGCGCCUUCGUCGCCGUGGGAGCAGAUCUGGCUUGUCGCCUUGCGCAAAUUAGCGACACCCGAAACAUGCCGUGCUGCCGCACACGCAGCGAACAUCCUCCUCGCCCAUGACCGUGUCAGCGGACUGCUCCUUUCCGAGUCGAUCGAGGCGUUCGCGAGGGACCUCGACCUCCAAUCCGUCAACUUCCCCUCCGAUGCGGUCUGCAUGUUCCUCGAAUGGACUCUCGCCAUCUCCGCCAGCGAUGCACGACUUGUCCGCCUCGGCCUCUCCGCCAAGGUCGUCGGAUGGGUCACGAUGGCCUGGUCCGCCCUCGAUGGCAUGCACCGCGCUCACAGCUUCGGCCAAGCCCGCCCACAUGCCGACCCGCUCUCGAACAGUGCUCUCGUCAGUCUUAUCGCCCGUCUCUCCGGUAUCUCUGCGAUCCCGCCGCUCCCGCACGACUACGUCGUCCCCGACUGCCCGAUCGCAACGAUGGCUGUCGAGCUGAGCGAGACUUACCGCAUCCGUGACUUCCUCGAAGCCAAGUUGCCGGCCUACGUCAAGGACGACACAGUCAUCGACACGUCGAUCCGGACGCCGGCGUACUUCGAUGCGACGGGCGGCGCGCCGGAAGACCUCGAGCACACGAUGCCGCGCAAGGUGUCGAUUUGGCUGCGACGCGUACUCGAAGGCCUCAAGUCAGGCGCAGCGGAACAGGGCGACCCGUACUGGACCGGUAUGGCCAGCGACCCCGCGAGACGGCACCUUGACCUCGCCUGUCUCGCUCUUGUCGUCGAGGGCGUCUUUGCGACGAAUCGCAUCCCCUCAGACAAAGCCACCGUCAGAGCCGCCUGCGAGAUCCUCGCGCUCCUCGCCCCGACCCUGACCCUCAAGAAAUGGCUUCCGGACGAGCGCGCAUAUCUCCUCGGCAGCCUUUCGCCCAUCCUCGUCGAGAUGCCGCUGAAGCCCGACGUCGACUACCCAGUCCUGCUGGACCCUGGCAUCGCUUCCGACCUCCCGCAAGAUGUUUUGCCGAGACGGAAGCCGCCGUCGGCAGAACUCGACCUCGAAGGCGACGGCAUCGUGCUCCUCCGCGCGAUAUGGAAAGGCGAUACGAGCAGGCAGGCUCUUGAGGAGAUCCUCGCUGCCUUGCGCUUCCUCCUCCUUGAGGUGACGGCGACGGAUCCGAAUGGGUCGUCAAAGGAAACGGCUGGGUCGGCGUUCGCGCUGUCGCAGACUCCGUCGACGCAAGCCUCUGAACGCAUCAAGGAGCUCGAGCAGACGCAGAAUGGCGACGGAUUUGACGAUGUCAAGUACGGGUCGUCGCGAGUCGUACAGGUUGGAUCGACAGGCGCAGCUACGGCGCCUCGUGCUGGGGCAGCGACGGUCGCGAUGUGCGUCAAGGGGUUCGUCUCGGCCGAGAUGGCGUACGCGGGGACUGUCCGUCCCGUCAGGAUCCAGGAAGUUGUCGACGCUAUCCUGCAGUCGGAUGGGGAAGAAUCGAUCGUGAUCGCCGAGCAAGCUCUCGCCGCCGUCCAUGCCGGUCUUGCAACGUUCAGUCUCGCCCAGGCGCAAGACAUCCUCCAACACAUCGGCGGAGAGCUUCUUCCCGACUACCGCUACGCCAGGAACGACGAAUUUGCGACGCUCGCGAUCAAGUUUCUCGAGUGCACGACGGACCACUGGGUCGUUGUCGGCGAGGCGAACGAGGACUUUGCUGGCAAUGCGCGCGUCCUGUGCUCGUGGAUCAUUACGAGUCUCCGGGACAAGAAGGUUCCGUCUUGGAGGGUCCGCCUGAAGUUCCUCGCCUUUCUCGACCGGUACAUCCAGCUCGACCAGGCGCAGGAACAUUGGGACUUUCGCGGCAGCGCACCCCGCAGCGAGGACGGCCACAUCAUCUCGCCUACCUCGAUCAUUCCCUUCAUGCUCAGCGAUGCCGACUUCCGAGUCCGUUUCCGCGCGACGACCUCGACCGCUGAGCUCUUCAACGUUUGCACGGCUCUUGGCGUCCCGGUCAACGACCUUUUCGACGACAUCCGGGCCAACACGACGCCCGACGUCUCUCAGCUUGAGCAGACUCUUACGCAGCUCCUGAGCAGCGCAAACCUGGUCGUCGCCGCAGGCAGUCGUCGUCGCUCGCCUUACCACCUGAUCCUCGAGUUGGCCGGCGGAGCCUCCGAAACGACCGCGAUCGCAUUGGUGACCCUCGACGGCGUGGCAAAGCGCAUCGGCAUGGCGUCGCCGGCAGAUUUGUACCUCGCCUUCGCCCGCUACAUCGCCUGGAAGGCGGUUCGAGACGCCGGCAACCAACCUAAUGCCGAAAUCGCCCACCGCUUGCCGUACCGCGCGUGCGGGUUCCCGACCCUUCGAGACGCCCGCAAGGCCGACUUUGUCAAGACCGCCAGCUGGUUGAUCCAGUUCGGCGAUCCGCCGGAGGCCUUCCUCACGUUGUGCGAGAUUCUCAAGCGCUCGCCGCAGGAAGGUCGACUCGACUGCUUCGCCGACUCCGCCGCCCUCGCGAUCUGCCGCUUCCACGCCCGCAGGGCUGAGGACGAAAGUCCCGGGUACGCCGAGCUGGAACAGCUGCUCGCUCGCCUUGCUGAAGGAGCUGGGGCGAGCGACGCGCAUCAACAGGGCGAGCUCCUCGCGUCGACCAUCGAUGCGCUCGUCGCAGAGAUCCUCGCCCAGACGUACGAAGAGAGGUGGGCUGCCGACGAGCCCCUCCCGGUAUUCAGCCACGACAAGCAGGCCUCCGAGCUAUUCGCCGAGCUCCUUCGACUGCCCGAGGACCUCGUCUUCCAGGUCGAGACUGCUUCGCCGCACUGGAAGUGCCGCGUGACCGUUCCGGCAAGCCUCUGGGUCGACUCUCACUACAGAGUCUUCUGCACGCCGUCCGCAGUCUUUUCGGUCGUGCAAAACCUGCUCUCACGGGUGCACAGGGCCCCGUUCGUCAGCGAGAAACGACGACACCUCCUCAAUCUCGCUCUCGCUAUCGCGCUCUCCCACUCCUGCGUCCACCGACCCGCCAUUCUCGCCUCGAUCGUCGACGGCCUGGCCAGCCUGCUCGCCUGCACCGAUACGUUCGUACUCGUCGGGCCCAUGCUCCGAUGGGCCCUCAAGUCGUCUCUCGAUGCCACAAGCAAGGGAGAUGGACCGGCGUUCCGCCAGCGGCUCGUCGAGCAGCUCGUCCGCGUCGCGCACGCUGCAUCUUCGCUGCGCGCGAAACUCGUCGACCCUCAACUCGUCGUUAUCACGCAGAGUCUCUCGAAGGCGCUCGAUCAAGGUAUCCGCCAUUUGAGCAAGGUCGGCGGUACCCACCUCGCUGAGGCCGCGCUCCUAUGGCCGCAUGAGGUUUUCUCCUACGCUUCUCUCUCGCCGCCAGCAGUCCUCGACGCCAUUGCCUCCUCCUUCGCUCCAGUCGACAAGUUCGAUACGAUCGCGACCAUCCGGCGCCUGCCCCAGUAUGACGCUCUCGCCAGUGGCGCCGAAGGACCGCGCCUCGCCUGGCACUUGAUGCAGGCGCUCAAGCCUGGCACCGCCCCCAGGUCUUCUGACAGUCUGGCUUUCGCCGAGCUCUUGUUCGACAUCGGCGGCGAAGCCGAACGACCCGCCGUUGACGAUCCAGCCGUCGCACAUGCAGAAGUCGCGGAUGUUGCAGUUCCCGACAACGACCGCGGAAUCAAGAAGCUCGUCGUCGACCGCCUCCUCGCCAUUCUGCACGGCGCGGUGGAUCCUAAACUCGCAGACGCUGCCAUGGCAACCGCCAGACUCGCUCUGAGCGUGCCCGACGUCGUCGGCCUGUGCGCUUCAAGCCAUCCCGUCAACCAGCAGACCGCCAUUGUCGCGCAGAUCAUUUCGAACCCUGCACUCGCUCGCGUCCACCGAACGCGGACCCGCGAGGCGAGGUCGCUAGUCGAGCUCGGCAGCGACGAGUGGCUCAAGCGGGCGCAAGUUCCCGAUAAGUGGGUCACGGCCUUUGCCGAACUGCUCGCCGACGUUCGCGCCGAAGGCGACGAUUUCUACGCCCAGCUCGUCCCCUUGAUCCGCUUCAGCCCGACUUUCUCGACACAGAUCAUCCCGAGCCUCGUCCACUCUCUGCUGCUCCGCAGCGCAAUCUCUGGCGAUGAGGACAUGGAGAAGCGCUUGUCGACGUACGUCGAGCGCCUCCUCAGCUCGACUUCAGCGGGUCGAGCCGUGGUCCGCCUCAUCGUCGACACGGCCGUUUACCUUCGCAAGCAUGCGCACCCGAAUCUCCAAGCAACCUCGCGUUCGCGAUGCGAUACCUGGCUCAAGUUGCCUUGGUUGCUGCUCGCGGAGGGCGCUGUCAAGAUCGGCUCUUGGUACACCGCUCUUCUCUUCCUCGAGCUCGCCCACGAGUACGAUCGCCUUUUCACGCGGAACGCCAAAGGCCAGGUCUUCGACCAGCGACUCGACGAUCGCGCGCAAGUCCUGCUGUACGAGGUUUACGCCGGAAUCGACGAACCCGACGGCUUCUACGGCCGUGAGUCGCUCGACACUCGCGAGGCACUUCUUCGCCGCUACCGCCACGAGGGGCAGUGGGCUGAAGCAUUCAAGAUCUACGGCGCCCGUCGCGAGGCCCAGUCGCACCAUUUUGGCACGAGCGAUCCUGCCGCCACGGCCGGCGUGAUAACCUCGCUCGCCUCUUUCGGCUUCAACCGUCUCGCCCUGUCGCUCUAUCAGCCGGCUCGCCUCGAUGGAUCGAUCGGCGAGACGGACGUCGCCGCCGGUCUGCCGUACGAUCUUGGCUGGCGGACGGACGUGUGGGAUCUGCCUCUCGAGGAUCGCGCUCUCGGAUCGUCCAGCGUCUCGUUGUACACCGCGUUGAGGACCGCCCGGACAGGACGAGAUACCGCGGACGCGCGACAGAGCGCCACCGACGCCCUCGUCAAGGAGGUCGCGAAACUCGGCGCCGUCAGCCUCGACCUGCCGCAACCGAGGUGCUCUACGGUUUCGGCCAUCCUGGCCCUGCGCGAGGUCGUCCGCCUGUCCUCCAUCGGCGACGGCGGUGUCCUGACGGAGGAUCUCGUCGACACUUUGACGUCGGUGCCGAAAAAGCUUGGUUUCGAGCACGCCGAGCGUAUCCUCACGACGCGAAUCAGCUUGUUGCGCGGCAUCCGCGCGAAAGAGCGCGUCGAGCAGGUCGGCGACGAAUUCAGCAGCGCGCUCUACAAGUCUGCGAAUGCAACCGAACAGGCCUGCCUCCUCGAGCUUAGCCGAGUCGGACGCCGCUCGGGUCAACUGCAAGUCGCGCUCAACUCAGUCACGGUCGCGCACACCCUCGCCGAAAAUGGUCGAGCGUCGCAAGUCGACGAAGAGCUUGCGAACGUCCUUUGGGCGCAGGGCGAGCAUCGCGCGGCAAUCUCGCUUCUCACUACGGUACACGAGGGCUUCCCGCAGAAAUCCGCUGCCCUCUACGCGCGAUUGGGCGACUGGACCGCAGACGCUCGCAUUCGCGACCCGAAGGAGAUCCUCGACGAGUACUUCGACCCAGCUAUCCGUGCCCUCGACCGCAAUGCGCCAGGAGAAGAGCGGGCGCAGGUCCACCACGCCGUCGCCGCCUUCGCCGACGCACAAUACGGCGACCUUUCUGUCGUCGCGAUCGAGCGACGCCGUCGGCUCAACGCGUACCAGCAGCGCAAGGAGCUCGAGUUUCUCGAGAUAGAUCGCCAGCUUCAGAGCGGCUCGACGAACAGCGCCCCUUACGCCCAGUCGAAGAAAGAUGCCGAACAUCACAUCGAGGAAGAUCGGCGACAGGUCGAGGACGCCGAGGAGACUGCGCGCACGAUGUUGUGGCGCGCGCUCGACAACUACGCCCAGGCGUUGCAGGCGUCGGACGAGUUCGACGACUCCGUCUUCCGCUUCUGCGCCUUGUGGCUCGCCUGCGCCGACAAUGCCGAGAUCCACACCGCGCUCAAACCACGCCUGGCCGCCAUCUCCUCGCACAAAUUCGUCUUCCUCGCCUAUCAGCUCUCCGCUCGCCUCACGAAGCCUUCCCAGCCGACACCAGCCACGCAGAACAUCCGAAGUCUCGUCCAACGCCUCUGCAACGAACACCCCUUCCACACGCUGUAUCCCGUCAACGCCUUGCGCGAUAGCAACGGCAGCAGGAGCUCUCGGCGAUCUUCCGCAUCUCGCGAGUCGAGCAUCGGUGCAGGUGGAUCAGCGUCGAAGAGUACGAACAGUCGUGCACAGGCAGCGAACGACAUAGUCGAGAAGGCGAAGCGUCUGGACGGCCUCCGGCAUCGCAUCGAGGCGGUGGAGCUAGCCUGCGCCGCGUAUGCAGAGUGGGCGUCGUUCGAUAUCAAGCGCAACUCGGCCUACCAGGACAGUCGCGGCGCCAUCAAGAAGGGGCCACAACCCAUCCCCCGCUCAAUGCAGCUCAAGGCCAAGGUCGUCAACUUGCCAAUUCCUGUUACGACCUUCGACUUGCCCGUCGACCCGACCGGAACUUACAGCGACGAGUCGUUCCCGCACAUAGUCGGCUACGACGACCACUUCGACACCGCCGGCGGCAUCCAUGUUCCGAAGAUUGUCACCUGUGUUGGCAGCGAUGGCAAGCGGUACAAGCAAUUGCUGAAAGGCGACGAUGAUAUCCGCCAGGACGCCGUCAUGGAGCAGGCGUUUCAGCUCGUCAACAGCCUGCUCGCUCGAGACGACGCCGGACGUCGCCGCAAGCUUCGCAUCCGGACCUACAAAGUCGUGCCGCUGCAGAACAGGAACGGGCUGAUCGAGUUCGUCGCCAACACCGAGCCCUUGGGCAACUUUCUCGCCCGCCUCUACGACGAGAUGGCGCCGGGUCUCCCCAAGCAAGCCCGCGAGAAGCUGCGGUCGAUCGAGGCGAAGCACAAGGGACGGCACGACCAGCGUGAUGCUGAGAAGACCGACGCUUUCAAGAAGAUCCUCGACAAGAUGCCGCCUCUCAUGCGCUUCUUGUUCUGGCAGCGGCACAAGGUCCCGUCGCUCUGGUUUGACAUGCGCCUCAACUACUCCCGCAGCGUCGCGACCACCUCCAUUAUCGGCCAUAUCGUCGGCCUGGGAGACCGCCAUGUCUCGAACAUCUUAAUGGACGUCUCGAAGGGCGAGCUUGUUCACAUCGAUCUCGGAAUUGCCUUCGACCAGGGCAAGCGUCUCCCGAUUCCGGAGAAGGUCCCCUUCCGCCUCACGCAGAACAUGAUCGAUGGCUUCGGCAUGAGCGGCGUCGACGGCGUCUUCCGCCGCUGCUGCGAAGAGACCUUGCGCGUCCUCCGCAACCGCUCGAACAUCGUCAUGACGGUCCUCGAGGUCUUCAAGCACGACCCGCUGCAGAGCUGGGCGGUCUCUGCCGACAUGGCCAAGCGGAUUCAAGGUUCCGACGACGGCGACGCCGCAGCUCUCGAUGACUUGCCGGACGACGCCGACCGUGCACUCUCCAUCGUCCGCAACAAGCUGGACACGCGCCUCAGCGUCGAGUACAGGGUCAACGAGCUCAUUCAGGAGGCGACGAACCCGAGCAACCUCGCGACAAUCUUCUCUGGCUGGCAGCCCUAUCUCUGA
Molecule: messenger RNA, 9156 nt
Organism: Rhodotorula toruloides NP11
Lineage: Eukaryota; Fungi; Basidiomycota; Microbotryomycetes; Sporidiobolales; Sporidiobolaceae
Product: protein serine/threonine kinase,ataxia telangectasia mutated family protein
Exons: 10
Coding region: 1-9156 (3051 amino acids)
Biological process (GO): DNA repair
Molecular function (GO): protein serine/threonine kinase activity; protein binding
Source: RefSeq, a predicted model, not a curated record